Messenger RNA from Athalia rosae (coleseed sawfly), 1317 nucleotides. RefSeq lists its product as uncharacterized. The record is from RefSeq and is a predicted model, not a curated record. Lineage: Eukaryota; Metazoa; Arthropoda; Insecta; Hymenoptera; Athaliidae. The coding region runs from base 422 to 1183 and encodes 253 amino acids. The transcript has 3 exons.
AGUGCUGUACGGACAACAGAAAACUCGCGCGGGACACACCUAGCGCUGCCUGUUUUUGGGUCCACAAAAUUGUUGCAAACACCUAAAAAGCCUGAAAAUUAAGAGUUAAGAAUCAACAAAUUGUAGCUGACAAUGAAUGAUGAAAAGUUUUGAGCGGUUGUCGGCUCGGCAGUGCGUUUUAUAAGCGCUCCAAAAAGCAGUACGUUGAUCGGUUCACUCAACCAAAGUUUCGAAAUCAGAAUCGUUUGCAACAACAAUCAGCAGUACUGUGCCGAUGCUCUCCACGAAGGCAUUGUGACAAAGGCGUCUUACUAAUGCAAAAAAACAUCGACAUAAAUUUUCGAUCUUUAUAGAUUUCCAUAACUCACUUUCAUUUUCACCCACAAGUCUGUUUUCAGAUAAAUUUAUAUGGGAGAGACGAAUGACUCUGGCAUUGAUACAUGAAUACAAACGAUUUGAACCAAGUUUCAAAGAUCCCAGUGUAAAAAAGAAGCUUGUAUGGAAGAAUAUUGCAGCCUGUCUUCAUGCUCAGGGUUACUCCAAUGUCACUGAUGAUGCAUGUGACAAAAAGUGGAGAAAUUUAAAAAAAACUUUUAAAGACAUUUACACUGGCCAGCGCCGUAAGAAUAAUGGGAAAUGGGCUUAUUACGAUGUAUUGGAGGAAGUGUUUGGGAAAGAUCCAAAGAUCAUAAAUGCUGUGGUCAGUGAACACAAUACAAGUGAUAUUUUACCUGCUUUAUCGAAACAUCCAGUCAUCCACAAAUACAAGACACCAGAUGGGCAAAAUGUUCAUGUUGAAGUUGUCGAUGUGGGGGAGACAUCCCACAUUCUGGAUGGGCAGAAAACAUGUGGACUAACAAAUGUACUAGAGUACACAGAUGAUGAGGAGAGUCCAGUAGAGACAACUUAUGAAGAAUACAAUGAAGGUGAUACUGUAGAAUCUGGUAUCGAUCAAAUCCACGAACCACCGCCCUGGUUUGCUCAAUUUUUAAAUGAAUACAGAGACAAUGAGGAAAGACGGUUGGAGAUGCUGCAAAAUAUGCAUGAUGAUAUACUUGCUUUAGAAAAUAGAAAAGUUUUCCUUUUGGAGCAACUUCUCAACAAGUUUGACUCAUCCACUAAAACGAUUUCGCCUGUCAGUCCCACAUAUAUUCCUAGUUCUGGUACUACAUUUAAGGGAUGAAUGUAUAAUACUAUAUGUAUGAUUUUCAGUGGCAUUUUGAACAUGAUGCAUGUUAGGGAAAUAACAUCAAACAUAAUUGUGAGCCCAGGUAUGGAGUUCCUUCCCCAUAAAUAAAAUAAAUUUUAAAUCUUCAA